Messenger RNA from Siniperca chuatsi (mandarin fish), 5240 nucleotides. Its product is annotated as gamma-secretase activating protein. The coding region runs from base 310 to 2925 and encodes 871 amino acids. Lineage: Eukaryota; Metazoa; Chordata; Actinopteri; Centrarchiformes; Sinipercidae. Gene Ontology annotation, cellular component: trans-Golgi network. The record is from RefSeq and is a predicted model, not a curated record. The transcript is spliced from 33 exons. Gene Ontology annotation, biological process: positive regulation of amyloid-beta formation.
GAGGGAGGGGCUAACUGCGGGACAACGUGACAUUUCCGCAUGUCAAUAAAAAUAUGUUUCGGAAGUCAACAGAGAGAAGUAUAUAGUUCAUGUUAACAAUUAGUCUACCGAAGUGCUCUAACGCUGCUUUCACUUCAACAAGUGUGUCCAAAGUUAACAUGUAGACUUUCGGUCACAUGUUGCCAAGCCUGAACACGCACUAUCCGCCAGGUGCUGCCUCUUCUCAAGGAAACAAAACACUCCGGAGUGUUUUCAAAGCGGGGAUUUUGUGCAGAAAACCAAGGAGACACUGAAGACUGAAGCGUACACAUGCUCAAGUUAAAGCCAAAGUUUGACCUGCACAGAGAUGUGGUGUCUGAUAUCCUCAGGAAGGAGGCGUCGGUCUGCAGGGUGAAAGAGUACUCUGGAGCAGUGGACACUCGUAUCCUGAACAUUGAGAGAGAUGGGGGCAUCCUUUACUCCUGGAAGGGAGCAACAGGGACCACCAGGAUUGGGAAAUAUGACUCCAGCACCAAGCAGAACAAGCUCCUGUACACAUUUGACAAGCAGGUGUGUGUCAGCAGCUGUUCCCUGAACAAGGAGGAGACCCUGUUAGCUGUCAGCUUGGCACAAAACACCGGAGGAGAGGAGCGCCUCAAACCAAUAUCCAAGUGUCUAACUCUCCUGAUUGAGAUCCAUCCCAUCAACAACACUAAAGUCCUCAAGGCAGUAGACUGCAGGGUCAAAGUGCAGUUCCUCCAUUCAGAAACUGACAGGAGAUCAGUGCUGGAGAGCCACCUGCUGCUGCUGACUGAGGACGGAUAUGUGGAUCUCUACCAUGUUCUGCUGACAAGACAGGAGGGUUAUAGAGUGGUGAUGGCGAAUCCCGAGCGUUUGUCCAAAACAGCAGAGAGAAUAGUAGAGGACUUCUGCUGGGUCCAGUGGGACAGACACACACAAAGACUCUACUAUCUCACUCAUAAUGACAAGUUCCUGAUGCAAUGUGUUCAGUUUUACCCCUACCAUACCUGCGAAACUGUGUUGGAACUCCCAUUAGAGUUACCUGCUAAUUCUUUCCGCACAAUCAAGUUUGUAAAUCUGGGUUUUGACCAUUAUCACACGGAGAGACCAGAGCAGGAGCUUGUUAAGAUGAAGGUCUUCACAAACAGAAUAGAAAGAAGCAUGUGUGUGUGCUACAGCCAACCACUUAAAGACAAACAGGAACUCAUCUACACUGUGAUUUUAGUUCACAAAGACUGCAGCAAGACGUUCAGAGUAUCUCUGGGCAAUGACCAGUCACCACAGAGAGCCACACAGCUCCAUCCCCUCUUCAUCCCCAUAGGUUACUACAUCCUAGUGUAUCUGCAGGGUUAUUUCCUCCAUUGUAUCAACACCAGGCAGCAGGAGAUGCUCUGUCACUCCCUCUUUCUCUCAGGUCUUGACGUGGACUUGGGCCUGCAGUGUCAGUCAGCUGACAUUACAGUGCUGCAUACAGAGGAAGAAUCUAGUGGUAGUCUGCUGGACUUGACCAGUGGGAGGAUCCACACUGCUGAGCUUAGCCCUGCCUACCUGCUGCAGAUACUGCGAUCAGACACUCCUUCUAGGUGUCCUAGCAGUAAGACUGACCCUCAGCGCCUGGCCGCCCUCCACUGCCUGCUGGUUUACAUGGGAAACGACCCAAACCUGGAGCUGAAGAUUAUUGAAUGGCUGUGUGACAACGUGAACGCCUUCGAAUCCUUUGAUCAGAUCCAGGAGUUCAUUCUAGCGUCUUUGUACAGAAUAAGCUAUGAGAAGUCUCUCAGCCUGGAUAAAGUCCUGCCUUACUCCUCUGUAUUUGAAAAGAAGGAGAUGCUAGUGUGUCUGCUGGAGGUCCCUGGUGUGUUGUGUACCACUGAGCUGAAUAUUGAACCUGUCUUCAAAGGGAAGGCCAGAAGUCUCCAGGGUUUCUGGUCAGAGCUGCAGUGGAACACAGAUAGGACAAAAUAUCUGUAUGCUGUUCCCAACCCCAGAUACAGAACCUCACACAUACAAGCCGACUGGGAUAAACUGAGGUCCGAGAAGAGACCAUCGAGCCACAUGAAUCACAUGGAGGAGAACACAAAGAAAGUUCUAUCAAUGGUGGACACCUGGUGUCUUGAUAAGAAGCUGGUGCCACUUUUCCAGGAGGAGGACCCCCAACAGAGGGCGCUCAUAGGACUGACGGUUGAUAAGCUUAGAGAGCAUCUCAACAGACACCUGCCUCGACUGGGGAAGAAGAAGAUUGACUCGCUGGUUGUUAGCUACGUAGCCAAACUGCUGGAGCUCAUCAGACACAUGCUGGAGUCAGUCUGGCUGAAGUAUAAACUCGGCCCUCGUGUUUUGUGCUUCACACAGCAGGGCAGUCCAGCCGAGUGGUCCGUGUUUCACUUCAUGUUUCGGAUCCUGGAAGCCACGAGGGGUCUCUGCCUGCCCCUCCCACCUGGCUAUCACACCCUGUUAGCAGUGUUUGCCGUGCGUUGCCUCCCUCAUCACACCUUCCUACAGUACAUUGACCACGGUGUCCUGCAGCUCACUGAAACCUUUGUGUCUCGGCUCAUGACAGAUUUGGACAACAGUGAUGCCAAUGAGAGACUGAAGUUCAGCAUACUUAAGAGACUCCCUGAGCCUAUGGAGCAGAGGAUCUACCAUAUGUGGGACCAUCCUGUCAGUUCAGCUUCAAUCUCCAGAGAUUAUGUCAGGACUCUGCUGGAGAAACACAACAAAAACAAGGGAUUUGCAUUCACCAGCAGAGACAAGCCAGGCUUCAGACUUGAGUUUCUUCCUCUUACCUACCUGGCAAAAAUACUCUCUGAUAUAGAGGAUCAAGCUCUGAAUCCUUUCGAGGAGCAGGAGAACGUGGACGCCAGGUUUGUGGAGGAGACGGCUGUGAAACAGACACUAAUACUGCUGGGCUUUGAGGAAAAGUGAAGGAUGUGCAGGGGAGCGGAAGGGCGGAGAGGGACAGGGGAUGGAUGGAUUGAGGGGGAAACAGAUGAGGGGGGAAAAUGUGUCAUCAUUGACUGGGCCUUGAGGACAAGUACCGGAUGGAUGGAUGAUGGAGGGACGGAGGGCGAGAAGCGAAAGAUGAAUGGAGAGAUUGAAAGGCAGAGCGCUCAUAAACAAGCUCUCAGUGUUUGAUGACAAAUUAGGGUGGGACGGAGGGAUAGAUGGAUGGAGACACCCAGAAAAGGAAGAUGGAGGGGAGAAUAGGAGGCAGAUAGGACGCAAAAAGUCACUCUCUUUUUCCACCUCUUUGUUUUAGUAAAUACUGAGGUGUGAUGUGAAAAGGACAGCGGCACCUUAUUUAACACAGUACAACAAUGUAUGAACAGUAUUUAAAAUUAUAACAAUAGAGAACACAGCUAGAUCUUCAGCUUAAUUCAAUUUGAGGAAACAUGCUUUUCAAAUGUUUAUUGAAAAUCAAUAACUGCAGGCAGCUAUAUAUAUAUGAAGUCAUAUUUCUCUAGCAGCAACAAUUCUCUCUCCACAACUUCUCCACUUUCUCUCAAACAAUUUAUGAACAUCGAUGUCAAAUACUGCAAACAGUAUUUAUAAAUCAACCACACUUGUUUAUCCUCCUGUGCUUCCUGUAAUGCUGCUGCACCCCAUCAACUUGAUUACAUGCCGACAAAAGCUUCGCAGGCAGAGCAGCUUGAUACGGUCUCUCAGUGGCUCCUGUGCAUUAAAUCUGAUUUUAACACUGAGUUAUACAGAAUCUUUGCAGCUGACUGGCACUUGCAAAGAUUUAAAAUUACAAUACCAAACAGAUAUUCAGAUGCCAUAGACUGAAUGUGCGAAUGAACAUGGACUCUUACUUUUUAUAGGAAAUACACUAAUUGUUACUUCAUACCAAAACCAAACUGACAGAUUAUGUUCAUAAAGAAUUGCAGGACUAGAAGGAUUUUUAAGCUUUGAGACAACUGAGAUGUGGAUUAAAGAAAAGUGGCUAAAACUUGAUAUCAGGAACAAAUAUUUAGGAAAUUCACUUUGUUGCUGGCUGUUUUAUGGACAAUAAGGGCUGGGUAUCAUUUAAAAUGUUUUGAUACUAGUGCUGGUAAGAUACAUAUAUGUUCAUGUACAGCACAAUAUGAUACUUUACCUUGAGAAAUAUAAAUAUGUUUUCUACAGUUUUGCUAACUAAAAUAGCCUAAAACCGGCCAAAUUGUGAUUUAAACUGAGACUAUUUAACUUUUAAAAGAAGAAACAACACGUUCUUAGUACAAAAUGAUGCCUUACUUUGAGAAAUAUAAAGAUGUUUUUCUACAAAUUCCUCAGCCAGAGUUCUCAAAUGUUAAACAAUGUCUAAACACAAGCGACCGUACAAGAACUACAACUAACUGAAAUAAAAACUAGCAAAAUUUUUAUUUAAAGUGAGACUAUUUAAAAGAGGAAAUAUCACAUUCUUACUUAUACAAAUGAAAAAUUGAAUUCAUAAGCAAUAAAACACACUCUUACUAAAAUCCAUACACUCAGGGUUUUGCUGCUACAGCCUUUGGUCUGUAGCUUAUGAUGGCUAAUGUUAGCAAACUUUAGCUUGAUAUCUCUAUAACGGCAUGACUGAGCUAGUUCGCUGACUUUCUUAGUUAGGUAGCCAACUAAUCUGCUGUUUCACUAUGUUUUACCAUUCACCAUUAUCCUGUAAUUGUCACUUACUGUAAGCUGUUCAGCUAAAGCAACAUCGGCUCACUUUAAAUCAGGAAGUAGCUGAUCAAAGAAAAAGUAAACAAGAUCUAGGUUAGGAGUCCAAUAACAUUAUAGUAACUUUAUUUAUAUAGCAUUGUAAAAUCAAUCUACAAAAUGCUUUACAAACCAUAAAGUCAAACAAGACAGUACAGGGUUAAUAAUAAAGCAAUAAGAAUUGAAAUAAUAAAGAAAAGACUCUGACAUUACUCAGCCUGCCUGCACACACACACACGCACAAACACUCAAACACCUGGUUUGAAUAACGUGCCUGUGUGCCCUCAAUCAUGACUGAGCUUUUACUGUAAGUGGAGAAAUUGUUUGGAAAUGAUGGUGAUGGUGUGCGUGGCAUGUGUUCAUAAUCCUUUUCGCAGUGUCUGAAUGUUGGCACCCUGCGAGACUAAAUACCAGAGAUUAUUUACAUCGCACGUCGCGCUUUCAUUUGACAAAUGACAAAACAUUCAUCUGAAUAAAAAGGGAUUUCUUAAUCACUCAUGUUUCUUAUGUUUACACAAAAAAGUUAUGUAAGAUGAAUUGUAAAUAAAAAGAUUUGUUUUUUCCAA